Aegilops tauschii subsp. strangulata is the source of this 1816-nucleotide messenger RNA. Its product is annotated as heat stress transcription factor A-2a. NCBI's taxonomy places the organism in Eukaryota, Viridiplantae, Streptophyta, Magnoliopsida, Poales, Poaceae. Gene Ontology annotation, molecular function: DNA-binding transcription factor activity; RNA polymerase II cis-regulatory region sequence-specific DNA binding. The record is from RefSeq and is a predicted model, not a curated record. Gene Ontology annotation, cellular component: nucleus. Gene Ontology annotation, biological process: regulation of transcription by RNA polymerase II; cellular response to heat.
GCACGCUGGCAGCCCACACGGUGGCGCCGCACGUCCAGACGCGGCCAGGGUGUGGCCAGUAGGUCGCCUCGGCCCGCACCGGCGCCGGUGGCCGGAGCGCCGAGGUGGAGACGGCAGCCGCGCCGCGCGCACGACGAGCCCGAGAGCAAGCGUAACGAUGCCCGGCGCGCGCGCGCGCUAGAAGGCCUAGCGAGCCCGCCCAGUUCGUGGCCUCUCUGCCGCGGUCUUGCGGCAAGCGCGCCAGACCUCGCUCGCUCGUUCGUGGCGUCCGCAGAGUUUGUUUGGUCGUUUGAUCAUGGAUCCCUUUCACGGCAUUGUGAAAGAGGAGGAAUUCGACUUCGCCGGAGCUGCAGCGGAUGGCUACUCGCCGUCUUCCUGGGGCUCUUCCCAAUCUUCCUGGGCCGGCGGCGGCGCCUUGGCAGAGCUGCCGCGGCCGAUGGACGGCCUCGGCGAGGCGGGCCCCACGCCCUUCCUGAACAAGACGUACGAGGUGGUGGACGACCACAGCACGGACACCAUCGUGUCGUGGGGCGUCGCCGGGAGCAGCUUCGUGGUGUGGGACGCCCACGCCUUCUCCAUGGUGCUCCUCCCCCGCUACUUCAAGCACUGCAACUUCUCCAGCUUCGUCCGCCAGCUCAACACCUAUGGGUUCAGGAAGGUUGAUCCGGACAGGUGGGAGUUCGCGGCGGAGGGGUUCCUGCGGGGCCAGAAGGAGCUGCUGAAGACGAUCAGGCGCCGGCGGCCUCAGUCGUCGCCGUCUGGCACGCCGGCGCUGCUGCUGCAGCAGCAGCAGGGCCAGCAGGGGGCGUGCCUGGAGGUGGGGCAUUUCGGGCCCGAGGGCGAGGUGCAGCGGCUGCAGCGCGACAAGGGCACCCUGAUCGCGGAGGUGGUGAAGCUGCGGCAGGAGCAGCAGGCGACGCGAGCGCAGAUGCAGGAGAUGGAGGCGCGCCUCGCCGCCACGGAGCAGAAGCAGCAGCAGAUGACGGUGUUCCUGGCGCGCGCCAUGAAGAGCCCCAGCUUCCUCCAGAUGCUGGUGCAGCGGCAGGACCAGAGCCGGCGGAAGGAGCUCGCGGAGGCGCUCCUCUCCAAGAAGCGCGGCCGCCCCAUCGAGUACCUCCUCCCCCGCAACGGCGAGACCAGCAGCGCCGCAAGCUACAGCGCCGCGGCGCGAGGCUACGGCCCUGGUCUCGCCGACGGCAGUGACGGCAGGCGCGCGGACGGCGAGGACACGGAGAGCUUCUGGAAGGAGCUGCUGAGCCUGGGCCUGGAGGAGAGGCAUCGGGAGGCUGGCGGGGGCGGCGGGGAGGCGAGCGGCGCCGAGGUGGACGACGACGUGGACGAUGAGGUGGACGAGCUGGUGCAGAGCCUCUACCACCUCAGCCCGAACCGGCCCCACAGCCACCAGUGAAGGAAGAACAGAAGACAGAAGGUUCUAGAGCGAGAAAUAUCUGCUGCCGCUUGGAGAACAACGUAGGGCCGCAGCCUGACAAGUGACAACCCCAGCAGUGAGCGAAAGAAGAUAAGAAGGUUCUAGAACAAGAAGUUUCCGCUGGAGAACGUCGAACGUCGUGGGGUAGACCGUAGGCGUAGUGGUGGUGGUGGUAGCGGUAGUGCUGCCUCCAUGCCCCCAUGGGCGUUGGGGGCUGGUCUGCUUUGUUCAUUUUCUAUUGCUAGUUGUAGUACCUGACAUGUUGUCGGGGCCCCGCGGCCUGCAUGCGCAAGUUGCCCGAAACAGAAAGGGGCCAGCGCCUUUUGCCUGGCGUGGUGGAAUAAUGCUCCGAGGCUUUACCGGAUUAAGUACUCCAAGUUGGACGUA